GGCAAGUCCAAAUUCUUCGUUGCCCUCUUCAAACUUCUAUCCUCUCCUUUCAUUCUAUUCUCGUCGAAAUUUCACUCUUUUCAUCACCUCUCAAAUUCCACAAAGUUGUUCUAAUCAAAUCUUCCUUCUUUGCAGCUUUGAUCUGCCCAAUUAGUUGAAGUUUUUGAGAUGGAGGAGGGCAAGAUGUCCGAGAAUCAUUUGACUUCAGCGGCAGCAUUUGUGGAGGGCGGUAUUCAGGAUGCUUGUGAAGAUACUUGCAGCAUAUGCCUCGAAGCAUUUUGUGAAAGUGAUCCCUCAACAGUGACUGGUUGCAAGCAUGAGUUUCAUCUUCAAUGUAUUCUUGAAUGGUGUCAGAGAAGUUCUCAAUGCCCCAUGUGUUGGCAGGCCCUCUCCUUAAAAGAUCCCAACAGCCAAGAAUUGCUGGAUGCAGUUGAGCACGAGAGAAAUAUCAGGAUGAAUCCUCCUCGAAAUACCACUAUCUUUCACCAUCCAACUUUGGGAGAUUUUGAAUUACAGCAUGUUAGCAUUCUCCUCUGUCCAUGA
Molecule: messenger RNA, 543 nt
Organism: Nicotiana tabacum (common tobacco)
Lineage: Eukaryota; Viridiplantae; Streptophyta; Magnoliopsida; Solanales; Solanaceae
Source: RefSeq, a predicted model, not a curated record